CACCUGGCUCGCUUCGAGUUCAGCGAUCAUGGCACCAAGAUCUUGAUGGUCGAGUGGUAUCCUGGCGCCGCCCCCACCCUGUCCGGUCAAGAUACGACGACAACGACUCCUAGCGUCGACGUCGUCUCCAGCGAUAAGGCCCAUGGCGGCGCCGUCAACAGAGCCUCAGGUGACGACCACGACGACAAUGCAUCAGCCGCGCCAGCCCGCGCGCCCCCUGGCCCCGCCGUCGUCGACGCUGCCGCAUGGGAGGUCUCGUGGGCCGGCAAGUCGACCUUCCUCCCCGCCAGGGACACCGACGACGAGGACGACGCCAGGCGUCGCGUCUACUUCAUGCUGCCCCCCGACGCCCCCGUGCCAGCAACCGUGACCGUCUCCUGCCCCGGCCGCCCCAGCAUCGUGCUCAAGCCGCUGCCCGCCAUCUUCCCCGAGCACUUCCACGUCGAGUCCGGGCCCCGGGGCGUCCUGCACACGAUAUGGGCCAAGAAGCGCCUGCGGGAGCUCGAGCUCGAGAUGGAGGCCGAGCUGAGGGCCAACGCCGAGAGCGUCGGCCUCGAGAUGGCGCUGGCGGAGAAGCAGUGGAUCGUCGACAACUUCCUGCGCGCUCCUCCCUCGUCUCCUCCCGCGAGCAGCAGUAAUACUACUAGUAGCAGCAACAGCGCCGCGGCCGCCACGUCUCCCCGCUCCCCCGUCUCUGGACGCCUUGGCGAUAAGCUCAAGGGCUUGCGCCUGGCCACGUCGCCGGCAGACUUGGUGCCGAGCCCAGCAGGUAAGCCAUCUGAUUACUCGUCUCAUCCAACCCCCAUCAUGCCCAUCCCACUCCUGAUAGCGCUUCGCCUCGCCUCGCCCGCUCAGUCUCGGACUAAUACAAUGACAAACACCUUCACCAGUCCCGACAGCCAGUCCCACAUGCUGUCCCCCCUUGGAGGUGACAUUGCCGUGUCAUCCUUCUCGGCCAUUUCGCGCAGCCGCCCAACCGGCCCGAUGUCCCUCGAUGCUGCCCUGAGCGGCGGCACAGCACCCUCGCAGCCUGACGCGCAGGAUGCCGAGGAUGGCCUGUUUGCCCUGCCCAUGAGCCCUCGAAGCCCGGACAUGAUCAAGAGUCCCUUUAGCGCCCUAGGCGUGGGCCUCUAA
Trichoderma reesei QM6a is the source of this 1134-nucleotide messenger RNA. RefSeq lists its product as uncharacterized. The record is from RefSeq and is a predicted model, not a curated record. The annotation marks the transcript as partial. The transcript has 2 exons. Lineage: Eukaryota; Fungi; Ascomycota; Sordariomycetes; Hypocreales; Hypocreaceae.